Molecule: messenger RNA, 567 nt
Organism: Ogataea philodendri
Lineage: Eukaryota; Fungi; Ascomycota; Pichiomycetes; Pichiales; Pichiaceae
Exons: 1
Coding region: 1-567 (188 amino acids)
Source: RefSeq, a predicted model, not a curated record
AUGGUCUUUGAUUUCUUGGGAUUUUUGUUGAGCUUGCGCAACCCGUCAAUGGUGGCGACCGGCUCGGAGUUUUCGACAGACUGGGCUGUCUCGGUCUCUGCGGUGCUCGACGAGCCGCUGUUUGUCUCUGUGAAAUCCGCCGAGAUGGACGUCACUUUAGGAGAGUGCGACUUGGGCAGGUCUCUAAUGGCCGAAACAGACAUCUUGGACAGUUUUUCUUUGAACAAGGCCCGGGCAUCGCCGAUCAUGAGCGGACAAACUUUCGGGUUCUCGAUGUCGUCUUCGUCGUCGACGUCCUCUUUGCCCAUUUCGAUUUGGCUGCCAUCGUCGUGGAUUACAGGGCACCGUUUCACAGUAACAGGAGACUUCUCAACCGUUGGAGACUGCUGCGCAGGACAUUCUCCGGCCUGGCCUGUGAUUGGACACUUUGAGCCCGAGGCAGGCUUGUUGAACACCAUUGCCGUUUCAAGGAACUUCUUGAGCUUGCUGGUGUGCUCGUUGCUUUUUUCCUUUGGCACUUCGUGGGUUUUGUUGUGCUGUCUAAUUCGACUCAUUCUAAAAUCGUAG